Molecule: messenger RNA, 3042 nt
Organism: Lemur catta (Ring-tailed lemur)
Lineage: Eukaryota; Metazoa; Chordata; Mammalia; Primates; Lemuridae
Gene: SRRT
Product: serrate, RNA effector molecule
Exons: 20
Coding region: 300-2927 (875 amino acids)
Biological process (GO): primary miRNA processing; mRNA processing
Cellular component (GO): nuclear body
Molecular function (GO): nucleic acid binding
Source: RefSeq, a predicted model, not a curated record
UUCCCUACUCUUCGCUCGACGCUUAAAUUCCAGUUCGGGUCGCGAGAGGGGGUUUGUGCUUCUGAGGUCCGGUUCCGCGGGCGACGCAGGCGCAGCGCGAGCGGCGCGCGCGACCGCUCAGCUUUGGUUGUCGUAUUUUCUUGGCCUUUCUUCGGCCCGUUUGCUGAGAGCCCCGCGUUUCCCUCUUACCCUCCUCGCCGUCUUCGUCUCUCGCCCGAGGCCCAGGUCGCCUCAAAACAAGCCCGCCCGAGCGCGAAUCCAACGGCCGCGGCCGCUCCCAGGCCUCUUCAGACCACGCCAUGGGUGACAGUGAUGACGAGUAUGAUCGAAGGCGCAGGGACAAGUUUAGAAGAGAACGCAGCGACUAUGACCGUUCCCGCGAGAGAGAUGAACGACGUCGAGGGGACGACUGGAAUGACCGAGAAUGGGACCGUGGCCGUGAGCGCCGCAGUCGGGGUGAAUAUCGUGACUAUGACCGGAAUCGGCGAGAGCGCUUCUCGCCUCCCCGCCAUGAACUCAGCCCCCCACAGAAGCGCAUGAGGAGAGACUGGGAUGAGCACAGCUCUGACCCAUACCACAGUGGCUACGAGAUGCCCUAUGCUGGGGGGGGUGGGGGCCCAACUUAUGGCCCCCCUCAGCCCUGGGGCCACCCAGAUGUCCACAUCAUGCAGCACCAUGUACUGCCUAUCCAGGCCAGGCUGGGCAGCAUCGCAGAGAUCGACCUGGGUGUGCCACCACCAGUAAUGAAGAGCUUCAAGGAGUUUCUCCUCUCGUUGGAUGACUCUGUGGAUGAGACGGAGGCAGUCAAGCGGUAUAAUGAUUAUAAGCUGGAUUUUCGAAGGCAGCAGAUGCAGGAUUUCUUCUUGGCUCAUAAAGAUGAGGAGUGGUUUCGGUCUAAGUACCACCCAGAUGAGGUGGGGAAGCGUCGGCAGGAGGCCCGGGGGGCCCUGCAAAACCGACUAAAGGUAUUCCUGUCCCUCAUGGAGAGUGGCUGGUUUGAUAAUCUGCUUCUGGACAUAGACAAAGCUGAUGCCAUUGUCAAGAUGCUGGAUGCAGCUGUGAUUAAGAUGGAAGGAGGCACAGAGAAUGACCUUCGCAUCCUGGAGCAAGAGGAGGAGGAGGAACAGGCAGGGAAGCCCGGGGAGCCCACCAAGAAAGAGGAAGGCCGGGCUGGACCAGGCCUGGGGGAAGGAGAGUGCAAGACCAACGAUAAGGACGACAAGAAAGAAGGUGGCAAACAGGCUGAAAAUGACAGUUCUAAUGAUGACAAAACUAAGAAAUCUGAGGGUAAUGGGGACAAAGAGGAGAAAAAAGAAGACUCUGAGAAGGAAGCUAAAAAAAGCAGCAAGAAGCGGAAUAGGAAGCACAGUGGUGACGAUAGCUUUGACGAAGGCAGUGUGUCUGAGUCUGAGUCUGAGUCCGAGAGUGGCCAUGCUGAGGAGGAAAAGGAGACUGAAGAAGCACUCAAGGAAAAGGAGAAGCCCAAGGAAGAAGAAAGGGAGAAGCCUAAGGAUGCCGCAGGGCUGGAGUGUAAGCCCCGACCCCUGCAUAAGACAUGCUCUCUCUUCAUGCGCAACAUCGCGCCCAAUAUCUCCAGGGCUGAGAUCAUUUCUCUUUGUAAAAGAUACCCAGGCUUUAUGCGUGUGGCACUAUCGGAGCCCCAGCCAGAAAGGAGGUUUUUCCGUCGUGGCUGGGUAACUUUUGACCGUAGUGUGAACAUUAAAGAAAUCUGUUGGAACUUGCAGAAUAUUCGACUCCGGGAGUGCGAGCUGAGCCCUGGUGUGAACAGAGACCUGACCCGCCGCGUCCGCAACAUUAAUGGCAUUACCCAACACAAGCAGAUUGUGCGCAAUGACAUCAAGCUGGCAGCCAAGCUGAUCCAUACACUGGAUGAUAGGACCCAGCUCUGGGCCUCUGAACCAGGGACACCUCCCCUGCCAACAAGCCUGCCCUCGCAAAACCCGAUCUUGAAGAAUAUCACCGACUACCUGAUCGAAGAAGUCAGUGCCGAGGAGGAAGAGCUGUUGGGAAGCAGCGGGGGAGCCCCCCCAGAGGAGCCUCCUAAGGAAGGGAACCCGGCUGAGAUCAAUGUGGAGCGGGAUGAGAAGCUGAUCAAGGUUUUGGACAAACUCCUUCUCUACUUGCGCAUUGUGCAUUCUCUAGAUUAUUAUAACACCUGUGAGUACCCCAAUGAGGAUGAAAUGCCUAAUCGUUGUGGCAUAAUCCACGUUCGGGGGCCCAUGCCACCCAACCGCAUCAGUCACGGAGAAGUGCUAGAGUGGCAGAAGACAUUUGAGGAGAAGCUGACUCCAUUGUUGAGUGUGCGAGAGUCUCUCUCAGAGGAAGAGGCCCAGAAGAUGGGUCGAAAAGACCCUGAACAGGAAGUGGAAAAGUUUGUCACCUCUAACACCCAGGAACUGGGCAAGGAUAAGUGGCUGUGUCCUCUUAGUGGCAAGAAAUUCAAGGGUCCUGAGUUUGUACGCAAACAUAUCUUCAACAAGCAUGCGGAGAAAAUUGAGGAAGUAAAGAAGGAGGUGGCAUUUUUUAACAACUUCCUCACCGAUGCCAAACGCCCCGCUCUGCCUGAGAUCAAGCCAGCCCAGCCACCUGGCCCUGCCCAGAUACUCCCCCCAGGCCUGACCCCGGGACUCCCCUACCCACACCAGACUCCCCAGGGCCUGAUGCCCUAUGGUCAGCCCAGGCCCCCCAUCUUGGGCUACGGAGCUGGUGCUGUCCGCCCUGCAGUCCCCACAGGAGGUCCUCCGUACCCCCAUGGCCCAUAUGGUGCUGGCCGAGGGAACUAUGAUGCCUUUCGAGGCCAGGGGGGUUAUCCUGGGAAACCUAGAAACAGGAUGGUUCGUGGAGACCCACGAGCCAUUGUGGAAUAUCGUGACCUGGAUGCCCCAGACGAUGUUGAUUUCUUUUGAGCCGUCCACUUUCCUCACUCUUGGUACCACCUGAACUUGUUACUGCCUUGUCCCACCCAGCUGAGAAUUUUUUGUACGAACAGCCCUACCACGAAUAAAAGCACUUCCAUAGUGA